Lobosporangium transversale is the source of this 3882-nucleotide messenger RNA. RefSeq lists its product as hypothetical. NCBI's taxonomy places the organism in Eukaryota, Fungi, Mortierellomycota, Mortierellomycetes, Mortierellales, Mortierellaceae. Gene Ontology annotation, biological process: protein deubiquitination; G1/S transition of mitotic cell cycle. Gene Ontology annotation, cellular component: cytosol; nucleus. Bases 487 to 3594 code for a protein of 1035 amino acids. The record is from RefSeq and is a predicted model, not a curated record. The transcript has 10 exons. Gene Ontology annotation, molecular function: cysteine-type endopeptidase activity; cysteine-type deubiquitinase activity.
UGUCAUUGUCAUUGUCAUUGUCAUUGUCAUUGUCAUUCUCAAUUUUUAUUUUUAAUUAAUCUUUGCAUUAUAUAGCAUUGGCAUUUCACUUGCUUUUCUUUAUUCUCUUUCCAUACUUAUUUGUUAGCUGCUUAGCCCUUCUUGUCUGUCCCCCGCGCUACUCUAAACCUGAGUUUGCUAGACGCGGUUUAGUUCUGUCUUCUAUUAGACUUCAUUAUUAUUGUUGUUAUUGAUUUAUUUUUGCCUUCAUCUCUUUUCUAUUUUUCCUUCUCUUCACUCCGGUCAUUGCAACCAUAGGCAUAUACAUUCCAUUCUCAUUCCAUUGUUGGUGAUUGCAAACCUUUACCUUUUCCUUUUUCUUCUUUUGUUUUUACCCUCUUUCUCUCCUUCAUUAGUGGUUUCACCUUGAAGCUCAUCCUAUUUUCUUUGCAUUCGCCUACUCGCGACGAAAUGUGUGAGUGCUAAAUUCAGGAUCCUCCCGCCAGAAUGACAAGCGAUCAGAUGGAUUUGCAAUCGUCCCCAUCUUCGGAUGCCAGCCGCUCGUCCACAACGUUCCACGCUAAUGUUUAUAUAGUCAAUCUUGAACGAGCUUCCUUAUCCCGCAAGUUGGAAAGAGUCCAGUGUAUCCUUGCCUGUGAUGAUAGUGCAUCGGUGAACCUGUAUCUUGACCAGCGACAGGAACUUGACUAUAUUCAGUUUAGGCUAACUCAUGGGAUCAGACAGAUCCAUCUCAACGACAAGACUGCCACAAUUAAGGUUCAAUUAUCAACUCAACAGCGCUUGGAAAUCACCCCCGAUCCCCGGGGCCAGUGUCAGGCACUUUAUGAUCUAUUGCUACAUGUCAAGGCAAGACCCAGUGAUAUCGCCAAAUUCCCUCUCCACCAGCCCAAAGUCGGUAUUCUCAAGCCAGAUUCGACUACAGCUUAUUUGAUCGUAAAUGAUAUUCCAUCCAGUCUCGAUUUUCGUUCCCAUUCAACCGCCAGCACCAUUCCAUCUACGCCCUCAAAACGGAAAUCAGUCAUAUUGGAACAAACACACAAGAAGUCGCGGGUGCAAAAAAUAGAGUGCUCUUCGCACACAUAUCGUCAGUCGAAAGAAGCUUACGACCCAAUAUUAUCAUCGCCCGUGGGACCAGAUGAUAGUCCGGAUCGAUGGCGCCCGCCCAGUUCGCCUACAUAUCAAGAUGAACCCCGUAAACGCACUCAAAAACCAUAUGUACUCGAGAAUACAGGAGACUCAAGUAACCAUCUGUCUACCAAGCUCUAUACCUUGAAACCCCAGUUCCACUCAACAGUCCCUACACCUCGUGUACUGCGGUCAAUUAACGAUCGUAUCAGGAGAUAUGGGCGCGAUGCUGGAACACGAAAGUCAAAACGACUAUCAUCACCUGAUAGAGCAAGUAACGCACGAUGUAUUCCCGCUGUACUUCGUGCGCUGUUCUCAAUGGAGCCUUUCGCACGGGACUUACGCGAUCCGUACUGGCUUCGUAUGUCAGGAACCCAGCAUAGCCUAUAUAGAUCUUUAGUAGAAUCCUACACUCCAUAUUCUGAAAACACAAACAGGGAUGUCAAGAUUGACGCAGUUUCAGAAAAUGUGAUCAAGACUAGUAAAGGGAAGCUAGGAGACGAGGAUGAUGCGCGUGAAUUCCUUAACGAUACUCUCAAUCAAGUACGCCAAGAAUUUCGGGAACGAAAUAUAGAUAGUCCCUGUCCUCUCUCGCGACUGUUCGAGUGUAAUAUCGAACACAGGCUUGAAUGCAUGAACUGUGGGAACGAAAUCGUGCACACCGAGCACUAUCAGGACUUUUGUCUGGAGUUGCCGCCAUGCGAUAGCAAUAGAUCAAGUCAGCCAGUUGGAAGCAUAGGUGGCCUUUUCCCACAGUUCUUUGAUACUCAACAUAUCUCAUUUGAAUGCGAAGCAUGUCGGUCGGAAAGCGCCAUAGUUCGCCGGUCUAUUUCAAAACUGCCUGAUGUCCUUGUUGUAUAUUUGAAACGGUUUACAGCGAGACCUAGCUAUGGUUACAAUAAGAAUCGUAGUCGUAUCACUAUUGACGAAACUUUAGAGUUUUCUCAAUUCUGCGCUCCAGCCGCGUUUAUUUCAGACAAUGAUGCAUUACCAACCAUGGCUCAACACUCAGAAGAUGAUGGAUACUAUGGACAUCCUUAUGUGCCCAGCGACAGCCCACCGAGCUCAAGCAGUCAAUGGUUCUCUUCCAUUAGUCCUGUGAGCCAUGAUGAUUUCUUUAGUUCCUCCAUAUCGCCCCAUGGUCAACAUGAAUACAUAGAUGCAGAUUUGUACAAUCAUCAUGCCCAAGGCACUGCUGCAAACCCCCACUUGUUAAACAGUGAUGAUGAAGACGACUCUCGUUUUGAGCUUUCACAAUCUAUCUCAGUCUAUGAUCCUCCUAGUGAAGAUGAGCAAUAUCAGUGGGCUAUGGAGGAAUCCAUAAGGGAGUCGAAAUCAUUCUCUCAGGAAUCGAUCUUCAAUGAAAAGAUAGCUGAUGGGGCUAAAGAAGCUCUUUGGUAUAAGAAUCUAGGGUCCAAAGAAGUAAUUGAAUUGGACGAACCCUUUUUAAUCAAUACCCACGAUAACAGCAACGACGGCAACAACGAUAAUGGCAAGGACAAGGAUAAGGAUAAGGAUGAAGGGAGGGUCAGGACAGGCAAGAGUGUAUUAAAAACCAACGACUUCGAUACUUUUGAACCCGUAGAUAUGCAUUUGAAGGAUAAGGCUCACCAUAAUGAGGAUGAAGACGAGCUAAUUAAAGCUGCAAUACACGCAUCUCUAAUGACAACAGAUGGUCCGACUCCGGGCUUGAGUGAUAAGGAGCUGCAGGAGGAAGAAAAUAAGCAACUGGAGGAAGCGAUCAGGAGAAGCCUAAUGGACUCAGAGGAAAACAAGGAGAAUAUUUCACCAGAAAAACGACAACUAGGCAAAAAAAAGGACCAGAAGGACAAACAGAAGCCCAGGCCGCCUGGACUCACACGAUCUUGCUCCCAAAUCUAUACAGCUACACCGAAUAGUCUCAGAGGGCCUCCAACGCCUACAACAAGGCCACCAAGACUUCAAAGAGCCAAUACCGUGGAUGUGAUCGCAAGUUCACAGCAAUCAAGUCGGGAGGACUCAUUAUCAGAAAAAUUGAGUGCAAAAAGAAGUGUGCAGGGCCCUAGAAGCGGCAGAAAUAGGACAGAGGAAGCAUACUUACCAAAUAACACGACAUCAAGCUCUAAUACAAACACCAAUCCAACUACAGUCAUCCCCAACGAUAGCAAACAUGCUGCGAGAUCUAAUGGCAAAGACAAAGGCAAAGGAAAGGAAAAGGACUAUAAUAAAGUCGAAGCGGCCACCCAAGGCUCUACCAUAGGACUCUUUCAGUUACAGGCUAUGGUAAGCCAUACUGGUCUCAUUUCGUCAACAUCGGAAGGACACUACGUGUGUGAUAGUCUUGGUGCAGAUGGAGUCUGGAGGUGUUAUGAUGUUGGCCAGAGAACCAAAAUAGGCUCAAUCGCCGAUCUCAGCCAGUACCGUGGACGGUCAGGCUACCUAUUUUUUUAUGUACAUUGCUAUUCAAAGAAUUCCUUAGUGGUGUCAUGACCAGCUACAGUAUCUAACUAUACUUAAAAAAAGAAAAGAUAAAAUUGCCUACAUUUAACAUGUUGGAUAUGAUUAUCACACAGUGCAACAAGACUGCAUAUUUAUUUGGCUGUUGGCGAAGCUAUAAAUAUUUAAGCAAACCAAACCUCAUAAUACCGUCGAUGGCGAUCAGAUCUGCCCGGCGCCUUCUCUGUUGGUCUCGAAUGGACUGGCCUUGAAAUCCUCAUAUAGAUGCGCCUUUACAUGAGGCAAAUAUCAUCUUGUUUUUGAUCAAGAGUACGUAAGCAG